Messenger RNA from Thrips palmi, 2553 nucleotides. RefSeq names its product UDP-N-acetylglucosamine--dolichyl-phosphate N-acetylglucosaminephosphotransferase (gene Alg7). The record is from RefSeq and is a predicted model, not a curated record. The transcript is spliced from 8 exons. Gene Ontology annotation, cellular component: membrane. Lineage: Eukaryota; Metazoa; Arthropoda; Insecta; Thysanoptera; Thripidae. Gene Ontology annotation, molecular function: UDP-N-acetylglucosamine-dolichyl-phosphate N-acetylglucosaminephosphotransferase activity. Bases 235 to 1506 code for a protein of 423 amino acids. Gene Ontology annotation, biological process: protein N-linked glycosylation; dolichol-linked oligosaccharide biosynthetic process.
UAGCGUCUCAUCUCAACAAGCUGAAACUGAUAAACCUGAACGAAAAGUGGCUGCGCUGAGCGUUUGCAAUGGACUGAAAACUGCCGAUUCGGGUUAAAGGACUGCAAUGGUCGCGGCCGCGUGUCGACUGCAGACGUUGGCGUGUGUACUUGUGGAGGAGGCCUUUCGGAGGGCAGCAGGUGGAGGAUCCUAACCCUAACCACGUCACCCCGUCACCAUCAGUCGCACUCGAAUAUGUUCAUUCUCAUGUUUAAAAUGUUUCUGCCGCUCAUCAUUAACGUGGUGAUGUCCUUCGGGGCUUAUCACUUUACCGUCAGGAUCAUUCCUCGGCUCAAGGACAUGUUCCUGAAAGCCAAUUUAUUUGGUAUUGACUUGAACAAGCAGACGAAGGAUAAAGUUCCGGAGGCUCUUGGAGUAGUUACUGGUUCCAUUUUCUUGGUGACGAUGUUUCUCUUCAUACCCCUCCCAUUUAGCCGUUCCUUGUUUACAAAUGACGACUUCCCUCACGAUGAGCUCGUAAAGCUGAUGGCUGCACUUCUCUCCAUCUGCUGUAUGCUCUUGCUGGGCUUUGCUGACGACGUCCUCGAUCUGAGAUGGCGGCACAAACUGCUUCUUCCCACUGUGGCUUCCUUACCAUUGCUCAUGGUAUACUAUGUCACUUUCAAUGCUACAACAAUAAUUGUGCCAAAGCCGUUGAGGUCCUGGAUUGGAUUUUCAUUAAAUCUUGGACCCCUAUAUUACAUUUACAUGGGAAUGUUGGCUGUAUUUUGCACCAAUGCGAUAAACAUCUUGGCUGGUGUGAAUGGACUGGAAGUAGGACAAUCAGUUGUCAUUGCAUCAUCAAUUGCUUUGUUCAAUCUCAUAGAAUUGAGUGGGACUUUGUGGCAGGCCCAUGUGUUUUCUCUUUAUUUCUUAUUCCCUUAUAUUGCGACUUCACUUGGACUACUGAAGUACAAUUGGUACCCAUCACGUGUCUUUGUUGGGGAUACUUUCUGUUAUUUUUCUGGUAUGACUUUUGCUGUAGUGGGCAUUUUAGGACACUUCAGCAAGACAAUGCUACUUUUCUUCAUACCUCAAGUUUUCAACUUCUUGUAUUCAGUUCCCCAGCUAUUCCAUUUAGUGCCAUGUCCCCGCCAUCGCAUGCCAAGGUUGAACCUUGCUACAAACAAGCUGGAACCAAGUGUAACCCUAUUUAAACAAUCUGAUCUAAAAAAACCAAUGCUAUUGGCUCUUCGUUUCUUGGGAAAAUUAGGCCUUAUUCGUUGGCGUGACACUGUGACACCACAUCCAGAUAGCUGUGGUAGAGGAGACCCGGAUGAUCGUAUGGUUGAGUGUAACAACCUUACACUUAUCAACCUUGUGCUCAUCUUGCUUGGACCAAUGAAUGAAGCCAAGCUUACAACUGUUCUUAUUACCAUUCAGGUAAUUUGUAGUGCAUUAGCAUUUGCCAUCCGCUACCCUCUAGCUUCCCUGUUUUAUGAUGUCCCUGGCCCACAAGUUAUUUGAGGGACUUUCUUUCUGAGGAUGGAGCUUAAUCUGUGAUCUUGAGCGAGAUUCUUCAGCAUCGAUUUGGUGUAAGACCGAGUUUCGAGACUACCCUCCAUCAAAAGACGAGCACUUGUCAGCAGCAUGAGAUCUCUUGUUUCUCGUGGUUGUGACAUAAUUCGUUCCACUCCAAUCUUUUCAACUAGUCGGGCCAAAAGUCUAGCACCUGCUGCUCUUACGACUGCAUUUUGAUGCCUGUAAAUGUACAAAGAGGUGAUCACAUUUAGUGUUUAACUUAUCUUAAAGCUACUGUUUAUGAAUUUCUAAAAUUCUGUGAUUUAUGAGUGGCUCAUGGUGAAUAUGGACACCACAGUUGCCUCUAGCCAAAGGAUUAGAUCUAAGCAAUCUUGUUGUAGUACUAUCUGGUAUCUUUAAAGUCAACUGUCAAAGUUAUAUUGUUUUUUUGUAGUGUAUUUGUCUUAUUGUUUCAUAAUUUAGAGAGAGUACUUUAGACAUAGUCAAUGUGAUAAACUAACAACAGUUUUCAUAACCUGUGUACAAUUUUAUGCAGAUAAUUCUUGUGUAAUAUCACUAAAUCCUGACAGCUAUUAUGGGGCCAAACAAUAAUUGUUCAUGACAUAAAAUGCUGAAAGGUGUGAGAACUAGUGUAAAUGUUAUAACUACUCUGUAGAUGUAAGGAGCCUGUUUACAUUCUAUUUUUUUUUUUCUCUUACCAGAUUUUUAUUUCGGAUCAUGUUUACUGAUAAGAUUAACUUAAUGCCCACCCUCCCUGUUCUUUGGUUGGCAUUUAGUUGAUUUAUAAAAAGAGCAUUACUUAUAUCAUAUUUUUGUACUGUUUUGUUAUUAUUAAAAAUAAUUGCUUAUUUUGAUAGUCAACAGCACUAUCUCUGAAAGAUGUAGUAAAGCAUCAAUUUUUAACUACUAGUUGAUUCACCUAGGAUUUUAUGCAAAAAAUUGAUUACUUUUGUUUUGUCUUGGUUAUUGCUGUACUGUGUUCUUGUUUGUCCUGUUACUACAGAAAAUACUAUAUGAGAAAGAAAAGAAAAA